Molecule: messenger RNA, 2273 nt
Organism: Spea bombifrons (plains spadefoot toad)
Lineage: Eukaryota; Metazoa; Chordata; Amphibia; Anura; Pelobatidae
Gene: PARP3
Product: poly(ADP-ribose) polymerase family member 3
Cellular component (GO): site of double-strand break
Molecular function (GO): NAD+ poly-ADP-ribosyltransferase activity
Source: RefSeq, a predicted model, not a curated record
AGGCAGAGCUGGACACAGGGAGGGGUUUGGAGGAGUGGCGAUCAGGCGUUAGACUUGCUGUGGCUUGUUCUGUUCCUUAUAGAACAUUGUGCCGUAGGGCCUGUGUGUCACCGCCACAGAAGCCGGGGACUUUGCACUGACACAGAGGCAGGUGAGUAUUGGUUGCCUGUCUUCUGAAAUAGAACACAAACAAUCUCAAGCAGAAUGAGAUAUGAGCAGAUGGAAAAAAAAACAGAGAACAAGGAUUUGCAGAACAGAAUUACAUUGUACCGGAGGAUCCCUGGCACAGAUUAUAUGAAUAAGGGCACCGAAUGGCUCCUAAAAGAAAAGCAGCAGCCAAGACCCAAAGUGCAGGAAAAAACAAGAAAGCCAAGGUGAAAGCAGAGGUUAAGGAGGAGGUGAAUGAAGAAGUCAUCCAGGCCCCAGAUCGCUUUCAAAGUACCAUUCACGCCUUGAAGGCCUCCUCUGGGAAGAAAGCAAAGGCCAAGGUUGACUCAGCCUGUUCUUUAAGCCAUGUUGGUGACUGCCAGGUGUUUGAGGAUUAUGAUUGUAUGUUGAACCAGACUAAUAUCGGAAGCAAUAACAACAAAUUUUACAUAAUCCAACUCAUCGCUCAGAAUGGAAAUUACCAUUGCUGGACUCGCUGGGGUCGCGUUGGAGAGGUUGGUCAGUCCAAGUUGACUUCAUUCGCAAACCUGGAUGAUGCUAAAAAAGAUUUUGAGAAGAAGUUUAAGGACAAAACAAAGAAUUUGUGGUCACAGCGAGGGGAUUUUACGCCCCACCCUGGGAAGUACACAAUGAUCGAGGUGGAGCCUGAUGACGAUACUGAGGCAGGGGAAGCUGUUGUCAGAGCACAGGAGGUUGACAUAGUGGAUGGAGUAUGUAAGAAAGUGAAACCCUGCUCCCUGGACAAGCCAACUCAAGACCUGAUGACACUGAUUUUUAGCUCUGACAUGUUCAAGGAUGCCAUGCAGACUAUGAAUCUAGAUAUAAAGAAGAUGCCAUUGGGCAAGCUGAGUAAGGCACAGAUAGCCAAGGGCUUUGAGGCUCUGGAAGAGCUCCAGGCGGCAUUGGAUAGAAAUGAAAGCAAACAAAAGCUGAGCGAGCUGACCUCCAAAUUCUACACCAUCAUACCACAUAACUUCGGAAGGAAGACUCCACCAGUCAUUGACAGCCUGGAUGUGCUACAGGCCAAGAAGGACAUGCUACUGGUCCUUGCAGACAUUGAGUUGGCUCAGACUUUGCAGGCAGAUAAAUUAAAGCAGGAACAGGAAGCAGAGAUCACUGAAGUCCCACAUCCUUUGGACGUUGACUACCAGCUCCUGAAAUGCGAACUCAGUCUCCUGGAUCCAUCAGUGGAGGAAUACAAGAUCAUUCAAACCUAUGUGGAGAAUACGAGCUGCAGUUAUUAUCGGCUGAAGAUUCUGAAUGUGUGGUGUGUUAACAGAGAGACUGAGGAAGAGAGAAUAAGCGCUCAUCGAGAAAUUGACAACCGUCGUCUUCUCUGGCACGGCACAAACAUAGCGGUGGUAGCUGCAAUUCUGAAAACUGGCCUCCGCAUAAUGCCCCAUUCAGGAGGCCGUGUGGGACGGGGUAUAUACUUCGCCUCGGAGAACAGUAAAUCAGCAGGUUAUGUUGGACGGACGUCUAAGAACCUGGGGAUCAUGUUUUUAAAUGAAGUGGCCCUGGGUAAGGAGCAUUACAUCACCCAAAAUAACCCCUCUCUACGUGCCCCCCCUAAGGGCUACGACAGCGUAGUGGCGCGUGGACUUACCGAACCAGAUCCGUCUAAGGAUCGUGAACUGAUUUUGAACGGGCGGAAGAUUGUAGUUCCACUAGGACAACCCAUCCAAAUGUCCAAAUUUCAAAAUUCAUGUUUCACCCAGAGUGAGUACUUGGUGUAUAAGGAGAGUCAGGCGCGUCUCCGUUAUCUCCUACUGCUGCAGUUCUGAGCCCGGUUACAUCUGUUAUCUGUGACAGAUCCUUUUAGGCGCUUUAUUACACAUACUGUAUGACCGUACGCAUGUAUGCACAGCAAGAACUGUAUGCGUUGGCUCAUGUCGUCUUGCAAGCGGUAAUGACAAUUAUGUGCAUUAUAUUGGGAAACCUGUUUGUUGCUGUAAAGAUUACUAAACAUAGCCCCUCCUUAUAAUGUAUACAUACAAAGCUUAUUACUAUAAAUAAUAUAAAGAAAGUCCAGCCAGAUCUAAUAUUUUGUUUGCGCUAUUGCCUAUAAUUAUGUAUAAAUAAUUCAAUAAAUAGAUUUGCUUGCA